Eutrema salsugineum is the source of this 1560-nucleotide messenger RNA. RefSeq lists its product as uncharacterized. The transcript has 6 exons. Lineage: Eukaryota; Viridiplantae; Streptophyta; Magnoliopsida; Brassicales; Brassicaceae. The record is from RefSeq and is a predicted model, not a curated record. Bases 1 to 1560 code for a protein of 519 amino acids.
AUGUGGACGGUUUUUGGUGGACAACCUAUGCGUUUUUCAUUGAAAGAGUUUGGCCUGAUAUCUGGACUACCGUGCGGUGAAUUCCCGGAGGACCAUGACCCAGAUUACGAAAUGAGAAACGACCCCAAAAAGCCUGAUCCUUAUUGGCGGGAGCUCCUAGGUGACGACCUCAAAAUAUCAUGCGCUGACAUCGCGGCUAUGAUCAAAGGUGAUCCAAACAUGCCUGAUUCCAGAAAACUUCGUCUCGCCCUUAUCCUCAUUCUCGACGCUGUCUUGAUAUCCUCUCAACAAACUCAUUGUCCCACUUUGAAAUAUGUCCGGAUGCUAGAAGAUCUCGAUAAGUUCUAUAAGUUCCCUUGGGGUAGGGAAUCUUUUUACAAAACCAUUACCACUCUUCGUCCGGCCAGGAAGAUCAUGGGAAAAUGUGAAGACCCCAUUGGCACUUUCAGACAACAACUCUGCCAAGCUACCUAUCGGGUUCAAGGAUUUCCACUAAUUCUUCAGCUUUUUACCUUCAAUUCUAUCAGUGGCCUACCAUCGAAGCUCCCAAUAGCAUAUGAUGAUCACACUAUCCUAGAUGUCACUAGCGUUGGCUUCCCACAAAUACCAACGCUAACUCUAUCCGACAUUUUAGAUGUCGAGACUCAGGAAGAUCUACAUGUCAUUCUUUACAUGGAAUUCGACCACCAACCUGAGGAAGGAUGGGGUGAGUGGGAUGACGAGGUCAAGGAUAGGAAAGUUGCUUAUAUGGAGGAUCUUAUCAGCAAUGGACACUUAUUCCCUCAAGACUGUUGGCCUGGUGAAGAUGCGUCGCUACCCCAAAUUGUUCACAAGCCAUACAAGCAGAAGAAGCCUCUCACACGUCGGACUACAGCAUCUCACGCUGCCAAUGCUCCCGCAGACCUCGAAGAACAAAACCAAUGGCUUUUAGUUCAGGUCAAAGAUCUUUUGCAAAGAACCGCCAAGCUUGAAGCCAAGCUCAAAAACAAAACUCCUUUUGUUGGAAACCGCUCAAGCCGACGUCAUUUGCGGAGUAGUACAAGAAUAAAAAAUCCCAGCCAGCGGGACAAAUCAACCACUCCACCCGAGCGGUCUCUUUCACCACCGUCCUCCCAACAACCAAUUAUUGGUCUUUCCGACGAAUCCAAUCUUCCUCAUUGGAUGACCCCGGAAAAGAAUGUCAGCACCCCGGAAAAGAACGGUCCUGAUUUAUGGGAGCUAGAGGACAUGGCUCUCCACAACGACUUUGAUGAAUGGAUGUCGACGAAAACAUCCGACAAACAGAAUUUGCCCCAAAAGAAUGACGAUCAAUUAACCACCCCCAAGGAACCAGUUGCAGACUCCUCUGAUUAUGUACCGGUCCAAAUGGACCACGACUCACAAGAUUGUCUUUCGCCGAACAUAACUGAUCCCACUCUGCAAGACCAACCGACCUCCAGUAAUCCGAAGCAGAUCCCACUUCCCAAGGAGCCACUUAUUGCUGAUCAGGGCAUGGCGGUUGACCACCAUGAUGAUGAACGCCCGUCUAAGAAAACAGAAGAAUUCAACCACUUUGUGUAG